Messenger RNA from Prunus armeniaca (apricot), 300 nucleotides. The record is from the annotation of a GenBank genome assembly. NCBI's taxonomy places the organism in Eukaryota, Viridiplantae, Streptophyta, Magnoliopsida, Rosales, Rosaceae.
AUGUCAGGGAGGAAAGAAACAGUCUUGGACCUGGCCAAGUUUGUGGACAAAGGUGUCCAAGUCAAGCUGACUGGUGGUAGACAAGUAACAGGGACUCUAAAAGGAUAUGACCAGUUGUUAAACCUUGUCCUAGACGAAGCAGUAGAGUUUCUAAGAGAUUCUGAUGAUCCAUUGAAGACUACAGACCAGACCAGGCGCCUUGGCCUAAUAGUUUGUAGGGGAACUGCUGUAAUGCUUGUGUCGCCAACAGAUGGUACAGAUGAGAUUGCAAACCCUUUUAGCCAGCCAGAUGGUGCCUAA